CAGACAUCCAAGAGUGCAACAUUCUAUCGGCGGUUCGCGCUCAUGUGGCGCCCUAUGCUGCAUGCUGUUGUGCUGGCAGUGCUGCUUUGGCCCGCAGCGAGUGCUGGGCAGCCACAGUUGGCAGAGGCUUGGCGGCCCCGGCCGCUGGAUGUCAAUGCACCCGUGCUGCAGGAGCCUACUGUCCAGCAGUAUUGGCACUUCCUCCAGAAUUACACCGAGGUGCCGCUGAAGAGCUUCGAUCAGGCGAACGCCCCGCCGGUACUGCGGGUCACCAACCUGGAUGAUGCCACCUUUCAGCAGUUGGUGCGGGACGGUGUGCCCUUUGUGGUGGACGACUGCACCAGGGGCUUCGAUGAAGAUGCCAUCAGCGAGUUCGAAUGCAAAGACUUUGCGGAUAGAUGGCCUUCGGGCAACAUGAGGGCCGAGUACACGCCUGGUCAGUACCACAUCUAUCUUAAGGAGCCGGACUGGUAUACCAACAUUUACCCCCAGCGGAGCAAUGACGAGCACAUGGCCGGAUCGCGGAAGAUUGCAGGACCAUACAUUUGGCAUGUCAAAGAUGAAGAGCCGCUGAAGACCAAGCGAUCUGUGCAGAAGCAUUGGCGAACACCGUACUUCCUUGAGAAGAGCUUGGCCAACCGAGUGGAAGCCAACGAGUCUUUCGAGUUUUGGUUCUCCUUGGCCGGAGGGGGUACCUUCAGCCAUGCAGAUGCCUACUGCGAGACAACCAUCUCUAUGCAGUUCAAAGGGACCAAGCGCUGGCGCAUCCAAGCCUUUCCGGAGAUCCGGCACUACUUCAACGCCAGCGCCUUCGGCGAUGAGCAAAUCUACAAUGGCAAGCAGCACGUCCGCUGGACCCCAGAGACGGAGUUUAACGUGGGCCCCGGCCAGUGCUUCAUUUUCCCUACGGGCUACAUCCAUGAAACUUUUGUGGACCCGGACAGAAACGACCACAAGUGCUACACUGCCUCCACCUUCCAGUUCAAUCAUCCCAGACAAGUGAACCUGUACCGCUCCUACAUGAGCCGCUUCUCCAUGUCCCACUAUGGCAUGGGAGAGCCAUGCUUAGACAAGAUCGAGUCCUACGCUACGCUCUUGCAAGACAAAUCCAGGUUCACAGCUCCGCCAGACAAGCAGAACAUGCUUCGAGAGGCAGAGCGAGUGAUGCAGAUGGUGGAUUCCAACGGCGAUGGGCAGAUCGUGGCAUCAGAGCUGUAUGAUGCCUUUGCAGCCAAGAAGAAAGCGACCCGGAAGGAAAUUCUUGACCGCGGCGACUUCAGGUACAACUGGCGGAGCAUGUUGACCGCCAAGCAGAAGGAAGAGCUCACGGAAGAAUCUAUGCGUGUAUGGGUUGAGGAUGCGCUGCAGUACCACGACGUGAGCCGCGAUGGGCAAGUGACUUUGGAGGAGCUCGCGUACAACUUCCUUCACUGGAAUGUGGUGCGUUCGCGACAACUGGCGCUGCGGAAGAUUAGGGAGAAGAAGCCGGAAGCGUGGGUCCAAAAGGCCCUGGAAAUCGAGAAGGACUAUCUCAGGAGAUUCUUUUGCGAGGAUCCGGCUUGCCCUGCACUGGCCGAGCUUGAGAGAUAUGGCGAGCAUAUGAAGUCCUCCAAGAAGGCUGCCAAGGCAGCCUUCCGGAAAGUCCGCGGCAUGUUUGAAGGUGAAGAGGGGGACGAGGUGCUCACGAUGGUGGACCGCACAUCCGGCAACCAAGAAGCCAAGCGGGUGUCGGAGCUCAAAAGUGAGUUGUAGAUCGGCCGUGUGCGCAUUGGCUGGGGCGUGCGCGAUAAGC
This is a messenger RNA of Effrenium voratum, 1792 nucleotides long. NCBI's taxonomy places the organism in Eukaryota, Dinophyceae, Suessiales, Symbiodiniaceae. The record is from the annotation of a GenBank genome assembly.